AUGGCCGUUGUGGUCCUGAAGGACGAUGGUGGUGAGCGGGCUUUCGGUCACUACUUGGCUCAACCAGAGCGCCGAGGUUUCUUCUUGAAGCACUUGACCACCGUGCUGGAAGCGUCUCGGGACAAACUCAAACUUAGCCCUGCUGGCCGAGAGGGUGCUGACGAUGUGAGCACAUCUGCACCUGUGGUCAAGAAGCUGCAACCUCGGCCACCUUCCCCAAGUUUCCCCUCCACCCCGAGCGGCCCGAGUUCCAGUGCUCUGAGCACGCGAGCCCCGGAUGACAGUCCCGAAUUUCUUAUCUGGAGAUCGAGGCCCGGUGUCACAGAGACCAGACCCACGGCAGCCACCAGGCCAUCUUCAAACCCAGUAGCUUCAGCAGAGGCCCGAGCGACAGGAGCUCAGCUAGAGCCAGUCAGGACGGCUGAAAGGCCAAAAAGGCUCCAGGAAGCAUUGAAGAGACCGGAGGUACUGAGGGCCGCCGAGCAGAUCGGCCUGGACCUCGAGAAGGACGAAGUGCUUCUUUGGCUGGCAGAGAGCGCAGCCGUCGCAGCCUUGCCAGAAGGUUGGGUAACGUUUGGCGAUGAUGAGGGGCACCCCGUGUACUACCACGAGAAGAAGAAGCUUGUUACGCGACAGCACCCCGCACACGCGAGAUACAAGAGCUUUGCAAAUCGAUUGCGGGGUUUGUACCAGAAGAUGUCUGAGACACAGGCUCUGCAUGGCGCCGGGAAGAUACGGGCACAUCUCGCAGUUGUUUUGAACGAGGCACUAAACCGGUGCAAUCGGGAGUUGCCGCCCGUCACCCCUGAGCUGCUCGAGCGAGCUGCGCUGCUUCUCGGGGUUGAUACGAGCUCGGAGUUUGCACUGAGCACAAAGGUGAAGAUGGCUAUGGACUGGUUUGUCGAGGAACAGUACGACAUCUCUUUAGCUACAGGUAUCAAGGCUGAUAUCGAUGCCUUCGUCGCACAUCUUCGGCACGAGCAGAUCCAAGACAUGAUGUCCCAGCCAGACGGGAUUAUCAUGUGCUCGGAGCUUGAUGGCCUGCCUGCAACGGUCAAGUGCGAGGAGUGCAUGGACUUCUUCAGCAUGGAGGGAUUUGCUCGAUGCCACUCUUCCGGUAAACGCCGGCAGCACCGUCCACUCAAAGUGGAGCAGUGUGCAUGCUCGGUGUUUCCGCAGGAGUCUGCGACGUGUGAGGCGAAUGGGCAAUUCUUCUCUGAUCGUGGCUAUCGCGAAGCCAUGAAGCGCAAUCCAAGCUUGGGCCUGAAACACUGUCGGUUUCUGGAGGGCAUUGCCUGCUCCGAAUAUCCCGACAAGAGAGCCGAAGUUCUGUGCGAGGACUGUUGCGACUUCUUCUGCAUCGAGGCCUUCUGGGAACGCCAUGGUCACGGCCACCGACAGCAGCACGUGCAGCUCGCUAUCGACGCAGAGAACCACUUGUGGCGGAUGGGGCAGAAGCUUCCCCACGAAGAGGCCAGUCGUAUUCUGCACAGAGCUCGACGUGCUCGUGAGGGCGGGCCGUGGCUGGCGUUCCGGGACGACCAGCUCACUUCGUAUUGGUACCAUUUGCACGACAAAGUCGUCACUCAUGACAACCCCUACCUUUACUUCACAAGGAUCAACGGCAUGCAGAUCGGCACCUUCCAGGAAAAGGGAGUCGGCAAGCCUCAUAUGGAGGAUCGGCUGAUUAUUCGAAACGGCAUUCCUGUCGAAUCAGUGGGUGCCGGCUGCAAGAAGAUAGUCGCUUCCUUGUUCGGCGUAUUCGACGGUCACUCUGGUGCAUCUUGUAGUGACUUCGUUGCGACGAAUCUGGACCGUGUCGUGUUCGAAUGCAUCCGGCAUCAAAACAAGCGAGAGGUGAACAGUGAUUUGGCCAUGCGAUCUGCCUUGCAAGCGGCAUUUCGCACGACGGAGCACAACUUCUUCCAAUAUGCCAACAGGCUUGAUGCGGGGCCUGCAGCAGCGUGGACGAAUGCAGGAAGUACGGCCUGCACGUGCACAUUCUAUGGCCCAGACGAGGAUGGUCGGCUGCGGCUGGCUGUGGCGAACGCGGGGGACAGCCGCGCAGUGCUGGGUCGCAAGGACUGCAGCGCAUUGCGGUUGUCUGAAGAUCACACGCCUGAUGUACCUGGUGAGCGCAAACGGAUUGAAUCCGAAGGCGCAGCAGUGGUGCAAGCAAGUGGCAUUUGGAGAAUUGUGUUGCCCAGCAAGAAGGGCACGGGACUUGCGGGUUUGUCCGUGUCGCGCGGAUUCGGUGACAUCGAGUACAAGACUGGCACCAACGUGGUGAGUGCUGUGCCUGAUGUUUUCCUUUCCGCGCUGGACUUGCGCGAGGACUGCUUUGUUGUCAUUGCCAGUGAUGGGGUUUGGGGUCCGGUAUCGGACGGGGAGGCAGUAAGGAUCGUGGCCGGUGCAUUGCGCGAAGGCGGAGAGGAGCCGGCGGCCAAAGCGGCACGACAGCUUCUAGAGAUCGCGCACCAAAGGGAUGGCCACGAUGACAAGACGGUUUUGGUCAUUUGGUUUGGCGAUCUGCCUUUGGCACCACCGGCGGCUGCCAGCUCAGACAAUCGUGGUCUCAUGUUGAGUGCUAUAACACUUUCAUCCUGUCCAGGAGCGACCCAGCGCCUAUCCACACAGUGCUGCUAG
This is a messenger RNA of Symbiodinium necroappetens, 2646 nucleotides long. The record is from the annotation of a GenBank genome assembly. Lineage: Eukaryota; Dinophyceae; Suessiales; Symbiodiniaceae.